Silurus meridionalis is the source of this 1977-nucleotide messenger RNA. RefSeq names its product tetraspanin-10 (gene tspan10). The record is from RefSeq and is a predicted model, not a curated record. The transcript is spliced from 3 exons. Gene Ontology annotation, cellular component: membrane. Lineage: Eukaryota; Metazoa; Chordata; Actinopteri; Siluriformes; Siluridae. The coding region runs from base 155 to 1159 and encodes 334 amino acids.
UCUCACAUGAUGCAGGAAUGUUCAAGAGCUCAGCUAUGGGCUUUUACAUUGCUGCGCUCUCACAAGUAUACUUUUAUCUCUGAGUUUUUUCACUCAACUUUAGUACUGACUGGCAUGUAAUUGAGCACAGAGGAAUCCAUACCAACAUUUAAAGAUGAGCUCCUUUUGGCUUUCGAGGAGAAUUCCUUUUUUGCAGAGGUCAAAAAAACAAGAUGACGUGACUAGACCACUCAUAUCAAAGGUAACCACUAGGAAUGGGAUUCAGUACCUGGGCACAGAUAUCAGCACAGAGAGCCAAGCCAGUUCAAGCUCAUCGAGCCAUAAUGAGCAAAACAAACUGUCAUUCUGGACCUUUCCCAGUUCACAGAACUACAGUUCCUUUGACCUGACCAACGUCCUGCUGAAAUAUGUGCUCUUUACUAGCAAUCUACUGUUUUCUGCACUGGGCCUGGCCACCUUAGGACUUGGCUUCUGGGGGCUUGUGAACAAGGAGUCCUUUGCUCAGGAGAAGCUGGAUGGCCUUGGCACUGAUCCUAUGCUGCUUUUCGUUUUUUUGGGCUUGCUGCUCUCAAUGCUUUGUCUGACAGGCUGUGUGGGAGCACUACGGGAGAACCAAUGCCUGCUGCGUACUUUCUCUGCAAUGCUACUAGCCCUUGUAGCUGCUCAGGUCCUGGUGGCCAUUGUGGCCUACAGCCUGCAGGGCUGGAUUAUUGAGCUGCUACGUUCAGCCAUGCUGACAGCCAUGACACGCUACCAGGACGACCUGGACCUGAGGUUUAUUACAGAUGAGAUCCAGACUGGGCUGCAAUGUUGUGGGGUGGAGAACUAUCGUGACUGGGAAGUCAACCAGUACUUUAAUUGCUCAUCUCCAGGCGUGCAGGCCUGCGGUGUGCCUCCAUCAUGCUGUGUGGAUCCGCUGGAGAACGGUACAGUGUGGAACUCACAGUGUGGCCUCAGGGCACAGCAGCUAGACGAGUUCUCGGCUCAGAGUGUGAUUUUCUUGGGCGGCUGUGUCGACAGUAUUUCACGCUGGAUCAACUUGUACUCUGAGCUUAUUGGCAUAGUAACAGCAGCCCUACUCGGAGUCCAGAUCCUCACACUGAUUGCUGCUACACGCUUUCUGGAUAGAAUCCAUUGGAACAAAACACAAGCAUGGUGAAGAGAAACAUACAUUUGCUGUAACUCCUUUUUACCACGUAUAUAUUAUAUAUUCUAUAGCAAACAAUCAUUAUUUAUUUUAAUUCAAUUCAACUUUAUUUACAUAGCAGUUUUAACAAUGGAAAUUGAUCCAAAUCAGCUUUAAAGAGAUAAAGAGGUUAUGAAAUAGGAAUGUAUAAGUUUAGUGCCUAUAGAAUUGUUCCUUAUAAGUUUAACCCUCAUUUAUCUCGAAGACAUUGUGAUAGCACAUUGUUUUUUUUUUCUCAGCUUCAUUUAAUCAAUGUUACAGAAAGAAAACUGACACAAAGGCCUCCACAAAAAGUACAAAAUAAUCUUUAUUCAGUGCUCGAGUCAUUUCAGUGCUGCUAAUGAUUGUGGGUCUUUCUUGUUCUCCAGUGCCAAAGCAUCAUAAGACCAGUAAACACACCACAACCACAGCACUCAACUGAGUGUAGACAAGACACAAAUGGUGGCUUGGAGACAUACAAAUACAUGUUUACUACAUUAAACAAUUUCUGCUUAAUUAAGGUUAAAAAGUAAACAAUUUCUACUGAGUAAGUCAAAUGUCCACUGUUUACUGAGAGAGCUGAGAUUUUUUUUGGUGUCUUGUUGAAAGAAAGUGCAGGGGGAAAAACUGUAUAAAUAAAUGUUGCAAAUAUUCUGUAUAUUUAUAACUUCUGUGUGUAAUACUUACUCACAUUUGACAGUAAAGUAGAACUGUGUGUAGUACACACAUAUUCUUUAAAUACACUCACACUGUAUGUGAACAAUAGUUAGGAACUGACCAAGGGAACCCUUUACAUAAAUAAAACUGCAGGG